GCUUGGUCAGGUAGUCAGGUUGAUCUCCUCCCUCUAUUUCUUAAACAUUUCCAUUCUCUCGGACUCUCUCUACUCCCUUGCUCUUCCUUCCCUGGCGGCGAAGACUGAGCGAGCGGCGGCGCCAUUUGUCACGUCUUCGCCCAACCCUUUGCCGGCGACGAGCAUCCGCCAGAAAGAAGCCUAGACAAGGGGGAGGAUGGAUAAGGAGGAGAAUAAGGAAGCAUCAGUGAGCAUUAGCAACAAUGACACGGGUACCAAUGAUAUGGAGGAUGACGACAAUGAUGACAAUGAUGGGAAGCACACGGUGGUGCUUGGCCCUCAGGUUCCCCUCAAGGACCACCUUGAGCUCGAUAAGGAUGAUGACAGCCUAAGGAGGUGGAAAGAGCAGCUCCUUGGAGAUGUUGAUACCACUAAGCUUGGAGAGACUGCAGAACCCGAGGUGACCAUAUUGAACCUGACCAUCCUAACUCCGGAUCGACCAGAUCUGGUUCUGCCAAUCCCACUUGUACGGGAUGACAAGGGGUACGCAUUCGCGCUCAAGGAUGGAAGCACCUACAGCUUCCGCUUCUCCUUCACUGUCUCCAACAACAUUGUGUCUGGUCUCAGAUAUACACACACUGUCUGGAAGGCUGGAGUAAGAGUGGAAAAACAGAAGGUGAUGCUGGGGACCUUCAGUCCUCAGCAGGAGCCUUACAUGUACGAGGCUGAGGAAGAUACGACACCUAGCGGCAUCUUUGCGAGGGGUUCAUAUUCUGCAAAGCUGAAGUUUGUGGACGAUGAUGGGAAAGUCUACUUGGACAUGGGCUACUGCUUCGAGAUCCGGAAGGACUGGCCAUCCUCGGCCUAAAACUGUGAGAGAAAACAGGGCUUAGCUUUAGGUGGCAUGUAACAGGGGAUGGUUGGUGCUGUGUCUUGUAUGUACGACUCUCGCUGCGCGUGGCGUAGCCCGGCAAUAUGAGCUGAAAAUCCAGAUAACAGAAUUUAUUAUGUUGAUGGAUGGGCAUGGCUCAGAAGAAUCCCCGUGCAGAUGCUGCAUUGAAUCGUCGGACUGUUGCGAUCGUACCUCUCACUCUCUCAGCCUGAUUAUAUUGUAUUCUAUGGGUCGCUUACUGCUAUAGUUUUUGUCCUGAUUAUUGUUGGCUUGGGCAAA
Molecule: messenger RNA, 1150 nt
Organism: Panicum virgatum (switchgrass)
Lineage: Eukaryota; Viridiplantae; Streptophyta; Magnoliopsida; Poales; Poaceae
Product: rho GDP-dissociation inhibitor 1-like
Exons: 6
Coding region: 197-847 (216 amino acids)
Biological process (GO): Rho protein signal transduction
Cellular component (GO): cytoplasm; cytosol; membrane
Molecular function (GO): protein binding; Rho GDP-dissociation inhibitor activity
Source: RefSeq, a predicted model, not a curated record